AUGGGGAUGUCAAGCUGUAUUCCCACGGGCUUUCACAUAUAUUGUGCUCUCUUUAUUCCACAGGAGUGCAAAGUAUGCCUGGAAGUGUAUGAUGAAUCUCAGAGGCGGCCACAUAAUCUCCCAUGUGGCCAUAGUUUUUGUACAGUAUGCAUUGAUGACAUGUUAAAGAACAGCUCUCUUACCUGCCCAAGAUGCCGUGCCAAACACAUAGCAUCGGACAAGAAUCACUUCCCAGUUGCAUAUGACCUUGAGGAAGUUUUAAGUAAGAGAGAGAUGGGGGCAGCUGCAGCGGGAAGGGCACCUCUUGCUCGAAGGAAAGAUAUCAGCAGCAAAAUCAACAUUCUGAGAGAUGAGCAACUGUCUAGCAUUAAUCAUAUUUCAUUAGGAUUUCAGGAGAAACUAUCUCAGUUAGAUAAAUAUAAAAGAAAAUUAAUUGAGUGGGGAAUAGAACAUGAUGACCUGAUUAAAAAGAUUCAGACUGAUUUAAUAGAGCAGAAUGAGGAGCUGCGUGAUAGCUUGAAAGAGGAACAUGGUCUUGUAGCAGAAGUACUGGAAGCGGGAGAAACACAAGAGCAGCAGCUGAAGUUUGCCGAGGAAUCACUCUUCACAGCCAAAACAGCGCAGGAUGUUUUUGUGGCCAUUAAUGAUGCAGAGAUUGUCCAAUCAGAAGCGGAGACUUGGAUUGAGAAAUGUGAUGAACUCUUCCAAGAUGCUAAUCCUGUGCACAGGUCUAUCAAAAUUCGAGCAGCUACAAGAAAGGCACUGAGGAUGGUGAGACAUGAGACAAAUUUAGAGCCUGCGAUUACUCUGAGAGAUGUCGAUGCAAUGUCAGCAAGUAGUCGUGGAAUGACACCUGUCACCAUUUCUGGUGUGCACAAUACUUGUUCCCACGACAUACUAAUAGGAGGGGCAUUUCCACUAACGGCUGAGAUGCUCCAACAGGUAGAUGAUGAUGUGAGAAGCCUCCUACAGGCAGGAAAGGUGUUUGCAGUAAUGCAGGAGCUAGGCCGGGUAAGGUCUGCCCGCAUAACCCUCCAACAUGACAGGGUUUACCUUCAUCACCUUAGGAAGCAGAAGCCACCGGUAUAUGCCCAAACACUUCAGUAUACUGACAUAGAAGAGCAAUUGAACACCUCAUCACCUACUGCAUUCCUGGAUCUGGCUUGGCCUGGGUCACCUCCUCAACGAAUCCAUAUCCAGCUAAGUCCAAAUCAACGAGCACUACAGUUUAGCCUACUGUGUACAGGGAAGAAUGGUCCAAGCUAUGCUUACACACAGCUGAUAGAGGUGUAUCGUAAGGGUGAGUCUGGCGAACGUAUCUCAGGGGGAGAUUAUGAUGGUGAAGGUGGGGCUGCCAUUAUCCAAGGACUUCCUUGGGGAGGCAUAUAUAGUCGACCUGCUUCUUCGGGGGCUGUUUUUGGCUGGAGUAAUGACAGUAUUGGUGGUCGAUUUGGCAUUCUGACCAGAGCAAAUGAUGGAUGUUACAAUGGUGUGUUUGGUCAGGUGGUGAGUGGGCUUGAUGUCCUGAGGUCAGUAGUUGAGUUGCCUGAUAUUUCACGUGUUACUGUGAUAGACUGUGGAAUUGUCCUUUCACAGUAGUUUUUAAACAUGAACAUAAUUAAUCUGAAUGGUGCUGUAUUUUUAGUAUGAUUUUAUUUAUUUUUUAAAAUGUGACAAAGUCAGUUGAGGAAAGCUGCAUCUCUAUUCUUCCUAUAUUUUUAAUAAGUGUUUGGUAGUACAUAUAUAACAGAAACCAUUACAGUAGCUGUCUCAUACAUUCCUGUAUGAUAUAUACACUGCAAUAGUCAUUUAUCAUAUUUGUCUUCUGCAUUCCUCACAGUUCAAUAAUUCCAUGUUUUCCAACAAAAUCUUUGAAUAUCUAUGCAUAAAAAUUGAAACCUGAUUCAUGAAAAUGAAUCCUUUUCUAUCAUAGAUGCUUAAUCUGUGUGGUGUGACAAUUUUAUGUUUCUUGUGAAAGUGGGUCCUUUCCCUCAUAGAUCUAUUUUAUAUUUAUGUGGUGUAUCUCAAUGUUUCUUUUAGAUAUUCUUUGGAUGUAUAGCUGAUAGAUAAGCACAAUAUACGUGACUGUUCCAAGCACAAGCAUUUGAUAUAGAGCUCAAAGUUGGUUCCAGGAUGUCUCAAGGGUGGAGUGGGCUAAAUGUGUAGCAAAAGAGUACUAAACUAGUUGAUUUUGGGAGAGCAGUACCCCCCCCCCUGUGUGUGUGUGUGUGUGUGUGUGUGUGUGUGUGUGUGUGUGUGUAUGUGUGUGUGUGUGUGUGUGUGUGUGUGUGUGUGUGUGUGUGUGUGUGUGUGUGUGUGUGUGUGUGUGUGUGUGUGUGUGUGUGUGUGUGUGUGUGUGUGUGUGUUUGUUUUAUAACAUGAAGUCCCUCUU
This is a messenger RNA of Penaeus indicus, 2392 nucleotides long. RefSeq lists its product as uncharacterized. The coding region runs from base 1 to 1599 and encodes 532 amino acids. NCBI's taxonomy places the organism in Eukaryota, Metazoa, Arthropoda, Malacostraca, Decapoda, Penaeidae. The record is from RefSeq and is a predicted model, not a curated record. The transcript is spliced from 5 exons.